This is a messenger RNA of Bombina bombina (fire-bellied toad), 4355 nucleotides long. It is a transcript of the gene NSMF, whose product is annotated as NMDA receptor synaptonuclear signaling and neuronal migration factor. Gene Ontology annotation, biological process: regulation of neuronal synaptic plasticity; positive regulation of neuron migration. Bases 206 to 1771 code for a protein of 521 amino acids. The transcript has 16 exons. Gene Ontology annotation, cellular component: cytoplasm; nucleus. Lineage: Eukaryota; Metazoa; Chordata; Amphibia; Anura; Bombinatoridae. The record is from RefSeq and is a predicted model, not a curated record.
AGGAGAGAGAUCUGAGCUAUUGUGAGCUAUUCCCAGUCCAGCCGGUCAAUGUUUAGCAUCUCUGCGCAGAGCAAAGCAGCCACUCUCAACCUUAAUCACAAGGCAACUACCCAAGGGCAGCUCUUCAGCCCUUUUUGCAUUGUUUUCUUGUCUUCUACCUCUUGGGCUGGUCGGAUGUGUUCUCAAAUCAUCUCUCUAACCAAGGAUGGGCACAGCUGUGUCAAAGAGGAAGACACUAAGGAAUGACACUAUCUCCAAUGUAGCAGCUAAAGUUAGAGCAGCACGAGCUUUCAGUGAAUAUCUCUCACAGACACAUCCCGAUAGUCGAAACGGAUCAGACCAUCUUCUUGUUCAGGAAGACUCCCCUGAAAUGCUGCAAGCUUCCCAGAACAAGCGCCGUCUCUCUUCGAUCUCAGACAGCAAGCUAGAAAGGAGCUUCUCAGAGGAACGUGGUGAGAAACUCCCCAGUGAAGGUUCUAAACCUCGUGUCUAUACCAUCUCUGGAGAGAGACCCAUGCUUUCUGACCACGAGAGUGACAGUAUGGAGCUGGUGGUGAUAAAAGCUGAGAACGAAGAGAGGCUUCACCACCAUCACCAACCUCUGCAGAACUCAGGCAGCGCACACAACAUCACAAGGCCUUCAAAAAGCUGGUCAGGAAGUCGACAAAACUCCAAGGAGUGCCCCAAUUGUGCCCGGCUCACUGUGCCAACACAGCAUUCUUUUGAUUUGGAGCAACAUCAAGCGAAUGAGUCUGGCUGGCGACGAAAAAAGCUGGAACGCAUGUACAGUAUAGAUAAAGUUUCUGAUGAUGUGCCUAUCAGAACAUGGUUCCCUAAAGAAAACCUUUUUACCUUUCAGACUGCCACUACAACUAUGCAAGCUAUCUCGGCCUUUCGAGGCUAUGCCGAGAGAAAGAGAAGAAAACGAGAAAAUGAUUCGGCAGCUGUUAUACAGAGAAAUUUUCGCAAACAUUUACGUAUGGUUGGGAGCCGAAGAAUGAAGGCGCAAACUUUUGCUGACCGCAGGGAAAGGAGCUUCAGCCGGUCCUGGAGUGAUCCUACCCCAGUGAAGGCGGAUUCAAUUCAUGAUUCUCGAGAAAGCCAUGACCUUCAAAGUUCCUGCACUGCCCUAAAUGAGGAAUGUGAGGAUCUUAACUGGGAUGCAGAGCGCGAGAUGGAAAUUAUGGCAUGCGAGGGGGAAGAUUUUAUUCCCCCAAAGAUAAUGCUGAUAUCAUCCAAAGUACCUAAAGCUGAAUACAUUCCAACCAUCAUCCGGAGAGAUGACCCGUCUAUUAUUCCAAUUCUUUAUGAUCAUGAACAUGCGGCAUUUGAUGACAUAUUAGAGGAAAUUGAGAAAAAACUCAAUAUAUAUCGGAAAGGAUGUAAGAUCUGGGAAAUGCUUAUUUUUUGUCAGGGAGGGCCGGGAUACCUGUAUCUGUUAAAAAACAAAGUUGCUACUUUUGCCAAAGUAGAGAAAGAAGAAGAUCUUAUUUUAUUUUGGAGGCGGUUGAGUAAAUUAAUGAGCAAGAUAAACCCACUACCCAACGUCAUUCACAUCCUUGGAUGUUAUGUGCUUGGCAAUCCAAAUGGUGAAAAGCUUUUUCAGAACCUGAAGAAUCUGAUGAGUCCACAUAAGAUAGAAUUUAAGUCUCCACUCGAGCUUUCUGCACAAGGAAAGCAACUGAUAGAAUCCUACUUUGAUUUCCGACUUUACCGCCUAUGGAAGACCCGCCAGCAUUCCAAGCUGUUGGACUAUGAUGAUAUCUUAUGAGUCAACAAAGUGUCCUCUUAAAAGGAGGAGAUGGUAUCAUGAUAAAUUUUGGAAGUACUUUUUUGCUGCUUGCUGGGGCAUGAAGGGUCCACUCGGAUUAUUUAGAAUGGAGGAAGACGCACCAGACAAGAAGAUGCAAGAAGACGAAAGCUCAAUUGGGAUGUGUCCCAUGUUGACCUUGAUGAAAAAGUUGCUGAAAGGCUCACAGCUUCUGUGCCAGAAGCCAGAGAGUAGCGGGAGAGGAAGUAUCUAUAAUUCUGAGCUUCAUCACUUCAGGGCAAAAACCGGACUCUAAUUAAGGAGGUCCAUUUAAGACUUUUAAGCUCAGGUUUUCUUAGAACAAUAAAGUUACUAUUUCUUGCACUAUAGAGCAAGGACUCCAAUUAGCCUUUACAACCACUAUUAACUUUUUAUUUGUAGCAAAUCCAGGUGUUUUUCUUUUUAAAUCUUACUGCACACGAUGAAGGAAGAAUAACGAAGAAAAAAAAACUCAACCCUAGCGCCUCAUAUUAUAAUCAGCCUAUCUUUAGUAAGGCUAAAUGUGAGUAGGAUAUUGGUGUGCUAUACUUAAAUCUAAUCUCUAUAAAUGUGAGUAUAAAUCUUAUUAGGGGUUUAGAAACUCUGUGGGUUGAUUUAGUAUAUAAGUGCAAUUUUCUAAAGUGCAAAUAGAAUAUCUAAUUGUUUAACAUAUUAAAUUGCAAACACUCUUCAGCUGUUUUGCACAUUUAAUAUGUCUGUUGGGCACAACAUAACACCAUUGUGGCAUCUUCCAUAGACGUAUAUUCACCAGCAAUAUAUAGUUUUCCAAACCCUCUACAAGAGGGUCUAUAAUGUUAUUAGAUGUUGCACCAUAUGUUCCACCAUAUAGUUCCUUCCUAGUACAAACUUAGACUGUACAGCAUUUAUCUAUAUUUUCAUUGCAGUUUAUUGAUGUUGAUUAUGGUUAUGUGACUGUAGUGGGAUUUGACAUACAUAAAUAGUAUAUAUAGAAAGCCGUAAGUGAUAUGUAUCUAUAUACAAAAUGAGUUUAAAGGUGUCAAGCCAUAGCAGUGGCAUGUUCCUAAAGGAACGCCAUAUUUUCUCUUAGCAUAUGCCUGAGCUCAGGUUUGAUAGAUAUGUAGUUUAUUUGGCGAAUCUUGACAUUAAGUCAAAGCCUGCAAGGUCACACUUUCCUAAUAUGAGGAGUUUGUUUUUAUUAAGGACUGUCAGGCUAUGUCGUGUUCGGAUUCACCUUUGAGUCGUGGCAAAUAACGCAGGGUCACAGUUGGCCAUCUUCAGCCUUUUUUAUAAAAAAUAAUUAGCUGCUCUGCUUUCUGAGCACACUAGGUUCUUUUUUAGGAUCCAGGUCAUUUUGGCUCUUGCGUUAUUUCCUAAUAUCUUGGUAUCUUUUAUAAUCUGUGUGUGUAUGUGUGCUUGUUACCAAAGGUUUGCACUAAUGUUUCUCUUUUAUCUCUUGUUAUAGCAUUUUAAAGUAUAUGCAGAUGAUUUGCUUAAGAAAGGGACCUGUACGCUAAUUGUUGCUUGCUUUUAGGACAUAUCAAAGCAUGCUGAAUUAAACUAAUUCUAGAAAAUUUCCGAAGUGGCAAUUCUAAUCAUCCUUCAAGCUCAAUUUGCAUUUUUUUUCUGAUAAUCCAAUUUUAGGACAAAUGUUACAAAAUAACUCACUAUAAAAUUGAAUUGUGUAGCAAUAAAAAUAUUCGUCCAUACACUGCACAAACAUCUUAACGUAUAAUUCAUGGUAUAGCAUUAUAUUUCCCGUCAAUAAUAUAAAAAACUCAAAAAAGGCAUUUGCUGAUGCAGCCAUUUUUUAAAUAUAUAUCAUUUGGCCGGGGGGGCGGCUAAUUCUGCUAAUCAGCACAUAAGACUUUUUCAGAGGGACCCGAGUCACUUAAAUAGGAACAAUUGUUAGGUCUGCAUUUAAAAGAUGAUUCUUUAACUGUUAUAAACUGUGUUAAGCAGUUUAUGAAACAUACACAAGAAUAAUUCCCUCUACUGUAAAGGGCCAGUCUAGUGCAAUAGCAUGCUCUUAUUUGUUAGACCAAAUUCUCUUUGCUUAUCUGCAAAAGGGGUUAAACAUACAAUUAAACUUACAUUUAAGUGGAACAAUGCAUUGCCGAUGUAGAGCAGGACGCAGCCAGUUAUCGAAUCAGGAUAUAGCAUAUACAUAUAAACACCAAUCCCCAGCCAUGUGUUUCACAUGAUUAGCACUGGAGAAUGAUUGGUUGGCAGGGAGAAUUUAUUUAAUAAUAAAAUGAUGUAACCAAAUAAUGCACUUUAUUAUUACAUGUCUAUGUCCCUUUAAUUUUAGUAGCUUAUCUAAUACCUUUAGUCAUGUGUGUUGCUCAGAUGAAAUGACCAACUAGGAGAUUUCAACCACAUAACUGAGUAAAACUGGCCUGGCAUACAUCAAUAUCUGUAUUUUUUAACCUCUUCAUGCAUUUUCAUAGAGUAAAGUGUGUUGCUAUUGCUAACAUGCAGUAUGUCUUUAAAAUUACAUUUAAAAGGACCAUUAAACUCAAAAUGGAAUAAUGUUCAAAAUGUUUCAUUAUUGAAAAUAAAAAAUGUUUGCCAUGGGCAUACUAGG